Molecule: messenger RNA, 402 nt
Organism: Scomber scombrus (Atlantic mackerel)
Lineage: Eukaryota; Metazoa; Chordata; Actinopteri; Scombriformes; Scombridae
Product: chemokine-like protein TAFA-2
Exons: 4
Coding region: 1-402 (133 amino acids)
Molecular function (GO): receptor ligand activity
Source: RefSeq, a predicted model, not a curated record
AUGCGGGAACGGGGUCCUUGCAUUUGCGGAGUAGGUGUGUGGAGUCUACUGCUGUCCCUCUGUCUGGCCUCCCUCACACAUGCACACAGGAGCCACACAGUGCACGUGAAGGCAGGGACAUGUGAGGUGAUCGCUGCCCAUCGCUGCUGCAACAAGAACAAGAUUGAGGAGAGAUCUCAGACUGUCAAAUGUUCCUGCUUCCCUGGACAGGUUGCUGGCACCACUCGGGCCAUGCCCUCCUGUGUUGAUGCCUCUAUUGUAGCCCAGAAGUGGUGGUGUCAGAUGCAGCCAUGUAUGGACAGUGAGGAGUGUAAGGUUCUCCCCGACCUCACAGGAUGGAGCUGCAGCACAGGCAACAAAGUCAAGACCACAAAGGUUGGUUUUCACACAGUGACCCGAUAG